UUCAAUUGAGUAAUAACGUUGCCAUUUCGAGUAUAACAGAGUUGGACUUUCACCACACCGCAAUAUUAGUGCUGUAAACGGCCGGUAGUUGAGCAUAGCCACUGGCAAUUGGAGUGACUGAGAUAAAUAUACAAUAGACACAGAGCGAGAUAAAUAUAUGGACUAACGCUGUAAACUCAACACAGCCGUGCCGUGCCGACGAACGAAAGAGCGCACAAAGCGUAAUGUGGAAGAAUUGAAAAAAUCAUCAAGUAUAGAGGCCAAAAGCAAACGCAGCAGUUGGGCGAAUUUUAAUAUUUUUGAUUAAUAAUUCAAAGUAUCGCAUGCUAGCUGCAUUAACAAGAAAGUGAAUGCACGCGGCAAAUAUAUUGCGGUAAGAUAAACAGCCAAACUGAACAGCAAAUAGCCAAAAAAUUCAAAGAAGCGACGACGACCAACCAACCAACACUAACAUACAUACAUACUCCGACAUACACGCACGCACACACACAGACACUCUCCAGUGAAAAAGUGCAAGCCGCGAGCGCUUUUGAAGGCGUGAAACGCAGAUCAGCUUCCAAGAAACGUAAUCAAGCGCAGAGUGGGCAUGAAAAUUUGAUUGGGAAUCUUGCUAUGGCCAGAUGCUGAUGUUUGCAAACACAUUUCCGUGUUUUUAGGAAGGCAACAUCGAACGGCAAACGGCACUUGCCGACGACUGCUGCGACCGCGAUAGAGCCCAUAUUCAGACACACACACGCGCACUCACACAACACACAUAUAGACAAGCACGCCCGCAAAUACAGUGAAACACGCAACAGCAGCGCCACAACACACACACACACAUCUACACACCCGCGCCAUCCGCCGUGUGGAGCAGGAGCCACAGGAACGGAAGAAGUGAGGCAUAUACAGGGAAAAAGGCCCGGCGGCCAGGCAACGUAGCGCUGCCGCCAUUAUCUUGAAGAUAGCAAAAGGGAACAGCGCGGGUCCACAAGUUGAUGCCACUGCCGACUCCUGACAUCGUUGCUGUCGUCGUCGUCGUCGUCGUCGGCCAGGAGCCCCGAACUGAAUAGAAACAUCAACAACAACAAUAACAAGAGAAGCGUAUUGGCGAAAACUUUGCAUUGAUGGUAAUGCAUGCUAGAAAACCGCAGCGUAUGAACGAUGGGUACUUUGAGAAGCAUACCAGUCACACAUCCUACCAGAGCUCAAAGUACAGCAGUUCAAAGCGCGACUAUGAACGCGAUCGUUCCUCCAACUAUCGCGAUCGCGACAUUUCGCCUGGCGGUGCUGGUGCCGGCGGAGGCGGUGGAGGAGGCGGCAGCGGUGGUGGCGGCCCAUUGAAUAAUGGCAACAGCUAUCGCUCACAAUCACCGGACAUAGAUUCGCCAUCAUCGCGCUCGCAUGAUCUGCGCGAACGCACCGAUCAUCGCAGCGGUGGAGGCGGCGGCGGCGGGGGCGGCGGUGGUGGUAGCAACGAGCGCUACAGCUUCAUACAAAAGAUGCGCGAUCGGGAUCGCGAUAUCUACAAAAAGGACAAAUAUUCCGGUAGCUAUAAACGUGAUCGGCGCGGCAAUGAUCGUGAUUCGGAGUCAUCGUAUCGCACGAAUCACGACAGGGAUCGUCGUGGUGGCGGCGGCGCUAAGCUUUGCUCAUCGCGCGAAAACGACAAGCGCUCCGGCUCCGACGAUCGGGAUCGUGAGCGUGAGCGCGACUUGCGUGAUAAGCGUGACAGGGGCGCCGAUCGCGAUCGGGACAUGUACAAGAAGGACAAAUAUGCAGACAAACGCGAGCGCAGUGAUCGCGGCGAGCGUGUGGCGCGCUAUGGCGACUGGAGCGAGCAUGUCAGCUCGUCUGGCAAAAUGUAUUACUACAACUGCAAAACUGAAGUCUCCCAGUGGGAGAAGCCUAAGGAAUGGGUAGAUAGAGAAAGAAACUUGCCGCGUGAUCAGCAUCGUGAGAAGGACUAUCGCGAUAAGGAUCGGGACCGAGAUCGCGAUGAUCGCUUCUCAAGAUCGACAUACAAACAUUCCAAUUCUUCGCGCGACAAUUCACGACUGAGAUGGAAUUAUGACAACGAUGGCGGUCCGCCCAGCCAUCGAAGGCGUUUGGAUGGUCGACAUAACGAUAAUGCUGAUAUGGACAUCAGCGGCGACUCAACGCCCACCUCGGAGGCCAGUUAUUCGUUAAGCGGCACACCCACCACACAUGGCGGCAGCGUGGGAGGUGGCAUGCAGUCUAGCGAACAGUCGUCUCUGAUGCCACAGGGCGUAAUGGCGGGCGCAUUGGGCAAUGCUCUGCCACGACUGGCCUCUCAUCCAAAUCCCAGCGCAGUGGUUACUCCCAUGGGGGCGCAUUACGGUUCCGUCGGAGUGGGCGGCACUGGUGGGGGCGGCGGUGGUGGUGGACCGGUGAGCGGCGCUACAAUGCUGCCUACCAGCGGAUUGGCCUCGGUGCCGUCCACCAUUGCCAACAGCAGCAACAGCAGCCUUAGAAACUCAGUUGUCGGCCACAUUGGCUCAACGUCCAGCACUACUGUGCCGACGCUGGCGAAUCAGGAGAAUCAUCUGAACUCGAAUGCGCCCGGGCCACCUGGCAAAUUGCUCAGCGCUGGUAAGGAUCAGGCGACGCUGAUGAUGCGACAGAAGCUACAUUUAGUCCUUGGCGGCAUUGAUACGCCGCAUCAUCAUUUGCUUCUCGGCAGCAUCGGCAGCGGUGGGGGCCUAACGGGCGCAGGCAGUGGCUCAGCAGCCGAUGUCGUAAAUCAUGCCUACAACUCGCUCCACAAUGUGACUGCCAGCUCCUUAAACAGCUUAAGGGACAGCAACCAACUCAACUCACCAAUGUGCAUGCCGCAUGCCCAUCAUAGUCUGUCGCCAUCGCUGAGCUAUACAAAGAGUCCCAUACCAACGAUCGUGAGUCACACGAACAAUGUUAACGCCAGUAACGCCUACACCUGCAAUGCGCCGUUCGGCCUCAAGACGGUGGCAGAUGGGCUUGCCGUUGGCGUUGGCGUGGUGUCCUCCUCACCGGCGACAAAUGCGAUCGGCAAUAGUAAUGCCAUCGCUAACAGCAGCAACAGCAACAGCUGCAACGUACCCGGCCUGGGCACUGUCAGCGGCAUCAGCGUCAUCACCUCCAUGGGUAGCAACAGUCUGUGCGGCAGUGCAGUGGCGCUUGGCGAGGGGCCGCCAACGCCAACACAAGAAUUAGAUUUAAGUGGCUCAGCUUUAGAACAACACCAACAGGUGGCUGCCGCAGCAGCCGCUGCCGCAGCAGCUCUGGCCGCGGCCCAAGUGACGCAACAGCAGGCGGCACAGCAAGCCCAACAGCAGCGCAAACUCGAUGGCACUGGUUCGGCCACGCUAAGCACGCUGCAGAGCUGUGUGGCCUCAGUGCAGGCGGCCAAUCUGCGUGGCCCGGAAAUAUCACCCAAGCUAGCCAAGUACUUUCGCGCUGAUUUAAUUGCGCACGUGACCAACUGGCAGGCGGAAGUAUUGGAGCGCCAGGCGCAGAAAUGCUGCGAGGACACGCAUCUGUUUGGGGACAUCACCUGCACACGGAUAUGCGCUGAACUGAAAUGUGCGCGCAGUUUAGUGCGGAGCACGGAGAUCAAUGCCACGCUGCAGGAACAAAAAAUCAUGUAUCUGCGCCAGCAAAUUCGCCGAAUUGAGGAGUCGAAGACUCAGAACGCGUUCAUGUCGGACGAUACUUAGGAUCAGGAGCAAUUUAGGCUGCGCGUGCAUCGCAAGCUGUCUGUCAGGCUCAAAAAGAGCACAUUUUGGCGCAGCUGAUGAUGAUGAAAGCAAUGCCCCACUAAACCCAUGCAGAUGAGUGGCUUAUCUCAUCUGUUUCGCUCAUCCGAUGCAGUUCCCAAUGAUGAUGCAUCGCAAUUUGAGCAGGGUGGAGCAGGGCAAUUAACACGUGCAUCCUUCUUUGUUGGCGGCGGGCAUACUCCCUGGUGACACUGUUGGCGUCUGUGCUAGUGGCAGGCAACAGGUGCUGAACAAAUAUUGGUCGCCGACCAGGUAACAUCAACAAUGGAGCUGCUGCAGCGACAACAAAACGGAAACGAAAACGGAAACAAACAACAAACAAACAAAAACAACAAACAACAAACAAACCAACAACAUGAUGAUGAAGAGAAGAACACAUGAAACUAAAACAUAAUUAAUAAUUAGCAACGCGUAAUUUAUAACUUAAAUAAGCAUGAAGCGCCGGCGGCAAUGUUGAGCUUAUGUUGCCGUUAUCUAAAUACAACAAACAAACAAACAAAAACACCAAUAACAAUCGAAACAAUAUAGCAAAACUAAUUGAAAACAAACAGAGACUACGGACAAAAAAAAAAAAAACAAAGCCCAAAACGAAACCAAUCCAAGAAGCAAUAAGAAAGAAGCCUCCUCGUAUCGAAUCGAAGUAAUAUACAAAAAAAAAAGGAAACAAAGAAAACAAAACACCAACAACAAACAGUAAACAAGGUAAAAACAAAACAUUAGUAAACAAAACCAAGUCAACCUAGUAUACUCAACUGCAAUAAAAUGCUAAUUUAACUAUAUACAAUA
Molecule: messenger RNA, 4541 nt
Organism: Drosophila virilis
Lineage: Eukaryota; Metazoa; Arthropoda; Insecta; Diptera; Drosophilidae
Gene: wcy
Product: WW domain-containing adapter protein with coiled-coil wacky
Biological process (GO): positive regulation of TORC1 signaling; regulation of autophagy
Cellular component (GO): nucleus
Molecular function (GO): chromatin binding; RNA polymerase II complex binding
Source: RefSeq, a predicted model, not a curated record